This is a messenger RNA of Podarcis raffonei (Aeolian wall lizard), 1951 nucleotides long. RefSeq names its product nuclear body protein SP140-like protein. The transcript is spliced from 9 exons. The coding region runs from base 430 to 1686 and encodes 418 amino acids. The record is from RefSeq and is a predicted model, not a curated record. NCBI's taxonomy places the organism in Eukaryota, Metazoa, Chordata, Lepidosauria, Squamata, Lacertidae. Gene Ontology annotation, biological process: positive regulation of transcription by RNA polymerase II. Gene Ontology annotation, molecular function: DNA-binding transcription activator activity, RNA polymerase II-specific; RNA polymerase II cis-regulatory region sequence-specific DNA binding. Gene Ontology annotation, cellular component: nucleus.
GUAACCUGAUUGGAAGCCCCUUAUAAGGGGCUCCCUGGCCCUUGUGCGCCCACCAUCCGCGUCCUAAGCGAGGCGGGAGCGCCCGCCGGGGAAGCCUGGGAGGCCCGGGAGGGAUUGAGCGGGAAAUUCGAGUUUGAGCGGGAAACUGUGGGCAGCAGCGAAGGAAGUAAAGCAGCCCUUCUCAAAAUGCCAGCCUCCAGAGGAUGUGUUUCAUUAACAGCCACGUCACAGUUAUUUGCUUAAUAUUAUCAGACCCGGAAAGUGAAGAUUCUCCUUACAUGUGUUACCCAGAAUGCUGGAAAUAACUCUACUUCAGAAGCGAACAGCAGUGAAUUAUCAACUUCCACAGAUGAACGUGAUCCUGAUUACUCCUUAGGAAAUGGCCGAACAACAAAUGCAGUAAAGAGAAAGAGAAAAAGAAAGCAUCGAAUGCAAUAUACUGAAAGAUGGAAGGGUAGAAGAAUUCGAAAAGUAAAACGAAGGCAGAUUGAAAUUCAAGAGGAGGAUUUGCUGGGCUCCACCCUUCCUGUGCACUGUGGACAAGUUAAAGGUGUUUUGUAUAAGGAGAAAUUGGCAGCAGGAAUUUCGCAGAAGUCCAUCAAGGGUUCUGAUGGAAAGUGGUUCACGCCACCAGAAUUUGAGGCUGAAGGAGAACGUGAAAGCUGGAAAUCCUGGAAAAGAAGUAUCCGCCAUAAAGGGCUUCCUUUAGAAAAAUUAAUAGAGAGUGGAUAUCUUCCUAAUCCAAAACGAAUAUACGGCAGGAGGAAAAAGGUAAAGAAUCCAUCGGUAUCAUUUUGCGAAUCAGCUCAGUUCCAGUCAUCAGCUGUGGUCUGUCAUGAUGACCCAGAAGAGGCCACACCAGGGUCAUCAGAAGAGGCCAUGCCCGAGCCAUCAGAAGAGGCCACGCCAGGGUCAUCAGAAGAGACUACUCCAGUGGCACCUCAGUCACCAGGCAGGACCCCACACAAGCUCCUUCGAGUGGAGUUGAGGCGUCUCUCACCAUCUGCACUCACCAGGGCAAGGUGCAACCCACUGGAUUCACCACAGGCAAGCCCACCAGAUUCACCACAGGUGAGUCCACCGGAUUCACCACAGGUGAGUCCACCGGAUUCACCACAGGUGAGUCCACCGGAUUCACCACAGGCAAGCCCACCAGAUUCACCACAGGUGAGUCCACCGGAUUCACCACAGGUGAGUCCACCGGAUUCACCACAGGCGAGCCCACCGGAUUCACCACAGGCGAGCCCACUGGAUUCACCACAGGCAAGCCCACCAGAUUCACCACAGGCGAGCCUACCGGAUUCACCACAGGCGAACCCACCACCUGUGCUGAGGACACCACAUCGGAGAUGCCAUUGGCGCCGGAGCAUGAAGCCCCACACCAUGUCAUCCAGCCUAGGACUUGCCAUCCUGCGUUCUGUGUACAAAAUGAAACGACUAUUCCAAAACACCUUUGGGAAUCGCAAAGCCUUGCAGGUGAAGCUCCAAGAUAUCAAUGGCCACCUAAUUGGCUUGCGGCAUCAACAUGCAGACCUAAAGAAAGCCCUGGACCGAUGCAGUCGGCUUGAUGCAGCCCUGGAUGUUUUGACAUUGCAGAAGCAAAUGAACAGCAUCAUUGAGCACCAGAUGCGACUGGAAACAUUAGUGCAGGAGAUCCUGACAACACUGGGUGUGGAAAGGUCCUAGCCGUAAGAGAUGGUUCCCACCCACCCCUCCCCUGUAGAAAAGGAAAAUUGUGAAAUACUAAGUCUCGCUUGUCAUUUUGUUGCCAAUUCCCUACUUGGAGCUCUUUUCAAUCUUCAUAAGAUGUGAUUUUGUUUCCUUCCUCCUCAUCUCUAGUUCUGUCCUAGUUAUUAUCAAACUGUAUUCCCAUAAACUGAAGAGAUGUUCCAUGCAGCGUUUUACCAUUCACUGAUUUAUUGGUCCAGGUUAGUAAACCAGUUCUAAAAGA